UGAAUGAAGAUAGGGCCAUUCUCUUUAGUGUUUGCCCUGUCUCCACCGUGUCUACCUCUCCACCGGCUGCUUUUUGAUUUUAAACCAACAUAAAUGAACCCUUGAAAGUGACCAUCCAUACACUCAGACGACACAAAACCGAUGUGUCCUAUGGAGUAGCUACAAAAGGUGACAGGAGGACGAAAAGCAAUCAAGACUUCCCCUGCCAUUGCUACAAACACGAUACAAAGUUUUGUUUUUUUUUUUAAAUCAAAGUCAUCAGUGACAAGGCCAGAGCAGCGAGGAUGUCCCAGCUCCAGUUCCAGUGUCCGGCCAGUCCCAUGCCCGCCGCCCCUGCCCCAUUGCAGAUGGGCCAGCCUCAGCCGGGCUACAGCAUCCCCUGUACCACGAGCAUGCUGGCGUCAGAGAGCGCCAGCCAGCCCGUUAGGAGCUCUGCUCUCCCCGCGGGCUCAGUCACACCCUACAAUACCAUCACAGUAUCUAACAUGGCAAACCCUAAAGAGAAGACCCCCAUGUGUUUGGUGAAUGAGUUAGCCCGUUUCAACAAGCUCCAACCUGAGUAUAAGCUACUGAGCGAGCAAGGACCAGCUCACUCCAAAAUUUUCUCAGUGAGGCUCACACUGGGGGAUCAGCACUGGGAUGCAGAGGGGACCAGCAUCAAGAAAGCCCAGCAUUCCGCUGCUGGAUCUGCCCUGGCUGAGACUGUGCUUCUCAAGCCCACCAUCAGGACACCGCGUCACCCAGGCAAAACGCCAGUUGAUGGCUUGAUGCAGAUCAUGGAGUUGAACGCAUUGUGUUCAAAACUUAGUAAAAAGCCAAUAUAUAAACCCAUGGACCCAUACCCGGGAAUGAGACCACCAAACAUCAAUUACAACGUCCGCGUCCCGGGGCCGUAUCAGCGCUCUAUGCAACAAUACUACUACCCAUUUGCCCCCAUGGGACCAAUGAUAUACCACAUGGAGCUAUCUAUCGGAGGCCAGCAGUUUAUAGGGAAGGGACGCACGCGGCAGCUAGCCAAGCACGACGCCGCCGUGAAAGCCCUGAAAGUGCUGCAGAAGGAGCCAAUAUUGCAGCAAUUGCCAGUGAUGAAUGGAGACACGGAAGAGGAGAACCUCAACAAGUCAGAAAUCAGCCAAGUGUUUGAAAUUGCACUGAAGCGCAACUUGCCUGUGAAUUUUGAGGUGCUGAAAGAAGAAGGUCCCCCGCACAUGAAGAGCUUUGUAGUGCGCGUCACCGUGGGCGAGUUCUCCGGAGAGGGAGAAGGAAAGAGUAAAAAGAUAGCCAAAAAGUUGGCAGCUGCCGCCGUGCUGGGGGACUUGAAGAGGCUACCUCACAUACCCAGCGUGGAGAAGACGUUGCCACGCAUCAAGAAGAAAACGAAAUCCAUCAUCAAGUUGCAGACCAGUCCAGAAUAUGGCCAGGGAAUGAAUCCCAUCAGCCGCCUGGCUCAGAUCCAGCAAGCCAAGAAGGAGAAGGAGCCAGAAUACAGCAUGGUGACAGAAAGAGGGCUGCCACGGCGUCGGGAGUUUGUCAUGCAGGUGGCAGUGUGCGGCCAGUCUGCAGAGGGGAUGGGGCCGAGCAAGAAGGUGGCCAAAAGGAAUGCGGCGGAGAAAAUAUUGGAGCUUCUGGGAUAUAAAGUGCCUCAGCCCCAACCCCCUAAACCAGCACUUAAAACCGAAGAGAGGACCCCAGUAAAAAAGCCAGGUGAUGGACGCAAAGUGACCUUCUUUGAACCAGGUUCUGUAGAGGAAGGUCCCAAGGAGGAGGAGUUCCGCCUGCCUUACUUGAGCCACCAGCAGCUGCCUGCAGGCAUCCUGCCCAUGGUGCCCGAGGUGGCUCAAGCGGUCGGGGCCUGCCAGGGCAGCCAGGCUAAGGACUACAGUCAAGCAGCGGCCAACCCAGGCAAGGCCACCGUCACUGCCGUAAUUGCCAAUGAGCUGCUGUACGCAGGCAUGUCCCAGACUGCUGAAACCAUCCUAAAGAACAAAAAUAUUCUGACCCAGCCUCCCCACGGGCCUCUCGCCAGGCCCUCGGAACAACUGGGCUACCUUGCGUCAGUGCAGGGCCUGCAGGUGGAAUACAAAGAUUUCCCCAAAAACAACAAGAACGAGUUUGUGUCGCUGAUUAACUGUUCCUCCCAGCCGCCGCUCAUCAGCCAUGGAAUAGGAAAAGAUGUGGAAUCCUGUCAUGAUAUGGCUGCACUCAAUAUACUGAAAUUGCUCUCCGAGUUCGACCAGCAGUCAAAUGAGCGAACAGGAAACGGACCAGCUUCUGGGAGUGUCAAGCAGGCGAUGGAGGGCGACCUGCACCUCAAACAGGCUAACUCAAGCACACUGGCCCCGCCCCCGGACAGACCCGUGUAGACCGUCGGCUUGGCUCGACUGGAAAAAGCACUAAAGAGAAAUUGAAGACACUGUGUCCUUAGUUGCUGUUUAAAUGGCCGCCGCAUGCGUGCUGCCGUCACUCAUGUUCAUUGUUGCACAGUGUUGACAGUUAAACAAGAUUGAUGCUUUCCUCUCCUUGAUGUUGUUUAAUUGUACGCCUGAUUCUUUUGUGGAGAGAGUAGCUGCAUCCUAGCCAGAGUUUGAGGCCUUUACUUGGCAGGGAGGGAGGGGGAAGUGAAGCGAUAAACUGUGAAUUACGUUUGCUCUCUGAGUCGUCUUGUUUUAAAGUAUUUUAUGUGUUUUCACCCAUGAGGUGGUUCCUUAAUAAACCAAGUCUCGGUUUUAGACCUCAUUGCUGUCUAGGAUGCAGCUGGUCAACUUCUGUUUCACUUUUUCUUUGUUGUUGUUUUUUUUUCCCCCUGCGGUGCUUUCAUUUAACAACCACAAGUGGCGUGUUACCGACAUCAGCAUGUAGGGCUGGGAGGAGUGUGUUACUUUCAAUGUGGCGUGUGUCGUAACGUGAUGUUGUCUCCCACUGUGCGUGGCUGGGACGGGGGGGUGGGCGGUCACCUGAUGCGCCCUUUGCCUCCUUUAUGUCGGCCUCUCGUCUCUUACUGAUCUUCAUGGUAAUUAAACCGGCGUGCUGUUA
Messenger RNA from Dunckerocampus dactyliophorus (ringed pipefish), 3033 nucleotides. RefSeq names its product staufen double-stranded RNA binding protein 1 (gene stau1). The record is from RefSeq and is a predicted model, not a curated record. The transcript has 15 exons. NCBI's taxonomy places the organism in Eukaryota, Metazoa, Chordata, Actinopteri, Syngnathiformes, Syngnathidae. The coding region runs from base 285 to 2363 and encodes 692 amino acids.